GUGGGCGAGUUUCAGUUUCAGCUGAGUUUUAACGUCUUUGGUAUCCCGGUUAGCGGGGCGUGAGAACUGUUGGGUUACGAAGUUUGCGUAAACACAGCAGAAUAUCAUAUUUUUGUGGCGUUUUGUUGUGAUGGAUGUUUUAUGUGAAAGUGUUCCUAACGAGGACGACUGUGGUACAAGAUACUCUUCGUCCUCUAGUGAAGAUGACGAACGUAGGGACCAAGGCGUUGCGAUGACUUACAUGACUCUUGAUUCAAUUUUAAAUGAUAAUUCGCGAAUGUUUGAAUUUCUGAGAAGUUUUGGUGUGCUUGCAAACAAAUACGUAUGUGCUACGUGUCGGAAGCCUAUGUCCUGUGUGAAGGUUGCAACGACUAGAUGUGGCGAUGGGCUUAUGUGGCGUUGCGCGAAAGACAAAGUGUGGAGGUCAGUUCGUAAGGGUACUUGGUUCGAAAAGUCGAAGAUUAAGCUUAAAAGUAUAGUUCUGUUGACAUACUGUUUUUGUAUGCGUAAAUCUGUGCAAUCCACGUGUCGCAUCACAGGCUUGAGUGACAAAACGGUUGUCGAUUGGUUUUUGUCAUGUAGAGAAAUUUGUUCAGCUUUGAUGAAGAAGAGGGGAAAAAUCGGGGGGCCAGGUGUUGUGGUUGAGUUUGGCGAGUCAUCUUUUGGAAGUAACAAGUAUGAUAAGGGAAGGUGGAUGGCAGAAGUUUGGGUUUGGGGAGCAGUCGUUUGUGGGAAGGACCACGGUGAAUUGGUUUUGAAUGUGGUUGAGAAGAGGGAUGCUAGGACUUUACAGUGGUUCAUUGAAGAGCAUGUUGAAAAUGGUACUGUUAUAUAUUCAGAUAAAUGCGACAGUUAUGAGGAUGCAGAGGAGUUUGACCUUCAGUCGUUUGCAGCAGAUCACAACUACCAGUUCCGGAAUAAAGUGACUGGUACAAUGGAGAGAUAUUGGAAAGAAGUUAAGAGAGUUCUCGAGGGAGGCAAGAGACGGCGCAGUGGUUUGCAGAGUCAUUUGGAUGAGUACAUUUGGAGGGAAAGUGUGUUUGUGCAUGGGUGUGCAUUUCAUUCGUUCAUGCAGAGUGUUGGAGCCCUAUAUGUUCCGCGUGUAGAGGAUUAAGAUGUGGAUUUGCUGUUUGGGUUUGGUUGCAGGAGAGGUGUGUGGGGGGAGGGGCGGGAGAGGGAUAUUUGGUUUUUGUGUACGUUGUUAUUUAUCAACCAUGUGUGUGGAGCAUCUGGCUGUAGAAUUGUGAGUUGGUCGACCUGAAACCUUGUCAUUGUGGAGACAUUUUUAUGAUGCCUACUUUUCUUUCACUUUAUCAGUUUACCAUGCGACACAAAAAUGAAGCUUGCUGUUAGCUUUGUGAUCAGUGAUAUUCAGUUUUAACUGAAACUAUGGACAACACACAGUGCCACCUGAUGAGGAAUGUGUUAAGCAUUCUAAUAAGAGCCUAGAUUUGAAUAAGAAACUCAGCAGGGUCCAGUCAGGUGUAAUCUUGAUUAUAUUCUGGAGGAUUCCUUUUCCUGCAACUACCAAACACUUGGGUCCAGGAGCCAGUGCAAAAUUAAAAGACUGAGGAGGGGCAUGCGGUGCCUUUUCAAAUCAGUUGUGAUGAGGCAGAGAAGAACCUUUUCUUCUGAAGAAAAGGAGCCUGGUGCUAGAUAACAAUUAAGGAAGAUAUUUUGAAUAAAUGUAGUAUUGAUAAAAGAUACUAACCCAUUUACCUUCCAUUUUACUGUAAUAAAGAACUGAAAUAA
This is a messenger RNA of Schistocerca nitens (vagrant locust), 1752 nucleotides long. RefSeq lists its product as uncharacterized. The record is from RefSeq and is a predicted model, not a curated record. The transcript has 3 exons. The coding region runs from base 131 to 1114 and encodes 327 amino acids. Lineage: Eukaryota; Metazoa; Arthropoda; Insecta; Orthoptera; Acrididae.